GCGGACGCCGGCCCACAGUGCCCCGCGGCGCCCGCGCUCGGGGGCGGUUCCCUCCAGCAGCGCUGCGCGGCGGCGGCGGCGGCGGCGGCGGCAGCGGAGGCGGCAGCGGGCAGCCUCUGGCAGCCCUGAGCCGGCUGGCCGGUCCCCGGCAGCAGGGAAAGAAUGGCGCUGAAGCGGAUCCAGAAGGAAUUAACAGACCUGCAGAGGGACCCUCCAGCCCAGUGCUCCGCCGGACCUGUGGGAGACGAUUGGUUCUACUGGCAGGCCACCAUCACCGGCCCGAACGAAAGCCCUUACCAAGGAGGCGUUUUCUUCCUGAACAUCCACUUUCCCACAGAUUACCCCUUCAAACCCCCUAAGGUUGCUUUCACCACCAAAAUCUACCACCCCAACGUCAGCAGCAACGGCAGCAUCUGCCUCGAUGUCCUGCAGUCCUUGUGGUCUCCAUCACUGACGGUGUCCAAAGUGCUCUUGUCCAUCUGUGCCCUGCUCAGCGACCCCAACCCUGACGACCCUCUGAUGCCAGAGAUCGCCCACACCUACAAGGCCAACAGAGAGAAAUACAACAGACUAGCGAGAGAGUGGACACAGAAAUAUGCUAUGUGAGUGCCUUGGAGGUUUCGCAGCAAAGAGGCCCUUCCGUGAGACAGAGCUCCUGGCCGAGCCACCCCCAGAGCACCCUCUCUUGUACAACCGCCGGCCGCACUUUCUCCAGCCGCAGCCCACUGCAGCCAUUCUCAGCUGUUGUGGCUUUGACAACCUCACAUCUUUGAUGCCAACUUAGUGGUCACUUUAUGAUCUGCAGCCUUCCCGGCCACACUGGAAUUGGUCCCUGCACCCCGACUCACAGCUGGUCUCAUGGGGGGACAAUGUGCCGUGCACCUCCCCUGCCCGACCUUGGGUGGCACCCCCCUCCAUGGCACCACCUGGGCCUCCGCCUCGCCCUCACCUCUGGGUCUCAGUGCCAGCCUGGGUGCCCCAGGCAGAGCGAGCACCGUCUGCUGCAGACCUUGUCUCGGGAGGUCUCCACUCAUCCCAGGAGUCAGCAGCACUGUCCCUGGGACAGUGUCCCUCUGUAGUGCUGGCACCCCCCCACCACCGGGCAGCAACAGCACACGGAACGUCGGGCCAGCGAGCACAGAACACCCCGGGAGAGGUGGCUGUCUUUUCAGGGUCCAGACCUGCAGACUGCGGUCCGCUUUUCCACAGAAAAGCAGAGGGUUUCCAGUACCCGCCACCCCUCGGGGCCAGUGCUCAGCUCAGCGUGAGACGCCCACAGACCCGAGCACAGGGGCAGGGAGAGACUUCGGAAUGCGAAUAAAGAUGUGAUUCACUGAUCACACUAAAGGGUAACUGGCAUUGAAGCCUACCUUUUUCCCAGGCAGAACGGAAGACAUGGAAACUUUUAACAGGUUCUUUGGAACCGUGAACAGCCUGUUGGGUGAGUGAGUGGCCACCUCUUAGGUUUCUGAGGCAGUGCACUGGAAGGGUUACCUUCAGAGUUGCAGCUUUGAGAUUAGGUUGGCUAGAAGGGCAGGUGGUUUAUUCUAAUUAAACCUCCCAAGAGGGAGGGAAAUUGAGGGGCUUCACACCUCUAAAGUCAAAUCUGACCUGGUCUUUUCUAACUGGUCCCCUCCCAGGAAGCCUGGGAGUGACACUGGGGUGAGGAGCAGCAGGGGAUGCAGCAUGAAAUUGCGCCCCCCCGUGGCCGACGGGGUCUUUGCAGGCAGGUCAAGGAAAGGGUCCGCCUGCUCCAGGGGCUCUGAGUCGCCCACAACUUCACUGCUGAGGCCUCCCGGCAGCAGUGUGAGCCUGGUCUGCAUGUCCUCUGUGGGGAUCCCCAUGUAAGACCCUGAGGCCAUGGGCUACUUUUGGGGUUCCAUGGGCCCUGUGCCCUGCCUGUCACCAAACUGACAGCUGCCUUUUUAAUUUUUGUCUCUGCUACCCCUUUGGUCUUUGUGUAAAUAAAAUGUUAGAACUUCCUGGAAAGGCAGAGGCCAUUAGCGUGUCCCCUGGGAAGGCUCUCAGACGGUGGUCACAAUGUGCCUUGCAGCUGAGCACCACAGAGCAUGGGGAGAGGGGCCAGGGUCACAUUUCAGGGCCAAGUCAGAGACUUAGAGAGACGAUCCCAUCCCAAGCUGCUGUUGAGGCUGUGGGUGCCCUUCGAGUGUAACAGCUUAUGACUCCCAGAGGCUGAUGGAUUUCCUGAGUCCAGACAAAAUCUCCCCACGCCUGUCCUCUCUGUUGGAGACACAUGGUAAGAAAGAGAAAUCAGCCCUCUGCCAGCCUGAGCUGGACUCUGCGCCCUUUGCCAGACCCUUUGGACAAGCCCGAUCCUGGCAAACCCCCGCACGGCCUGCCCCCAAGAAACCCACCUGCCUGUCGGCCUGAACAGGCUUCUUGGGCUGAAAACCUUACUUCAGGGCGCACUGUGGUGCGGGAGCCCCCGUGGAACCUGCAUGUGCAACCUCGAGUUUCCAAGGUGAGUCCCCGGAGGGCAACUGGACAGUGGGUCCAGAAAGCCAACUGCGGGGUGCUGUGGCCUUUCUCUGGACCAGAGACAUCAGGGAGGGACAUGGUCUUAAGCAACUGAUCCACCGUGAACAAAUGGCUAUCAACUGCGGCCAGACGCACCCGGGUUUGGGGGCCAGCACUGGGAUCUGGAUCCUUCGUCAGGCUCCACAGAGUUCCGAGAAUAUGGCAAAGGGUCUGAAUGUCCUGACCAAAGAUGAGACGCCACAACACAAACGUCCCAGGCCCGGCAGCUCAGAGCUGGGAGUGUGUCCCCGCACCGCACUGUGGUGCUCGAGGAGAGCGGGUUUCCGUCUCUGAGACUCAGGAGGCAGUCCCCCUAAGUGCCAGAGGGACGCUUGCAGGACAGGGCUGGCCUGAGGUCUGCCUCGGGUACCCAGUGGGGGGGCAAAGAAGCCUCAGGAUCAGUGCGGGCCCCUUGUCUGUCCUGCCCCAUCAGCCCCUCCUUCCCGUGCCUCUUGUCACUGUGGCACACGCUUCCUCCGGGCAGGGCCGUGUGAGGGCGGGGCCUGGAUUCGGUCUAGUCAUGGACACUGGUCCUCCCAGGGGUGGACAGGGCAGGCAGCACCCGUGGCGGCAGGAGUGCUCUCUCCCCUACUGUCCAGUCCUUCCUGCCAGUCUGCUGGUCUCCUUGUCCCCACCAGGUUUCCCCUGUUGAGAUUUUAUUCAUAAAAUCACAAAGCUAUAAAGAAUCUCUGAAACCUACCAAACCAGAUAGUGGCUUCUUAGUUUUCCUUAAAAUGUCACCUUCUGCCCCUUUCCCCAAACCCCCACACCCCACCCUGU
Phyllostomus discolor (pale spear-nosed bat) is the source of this 3318-nucleotide messenger RNA. RefSeq names its product ubiquitin conjugating enzyme E2 D4 (putative) (gene UBE2D4). Gene Ontology annotation, cellular component: nucleus. Gene Ontology annotation, biological process: ubiquitin-dependent protein catabolic process; protein polyubiquitination. The record is from RefSeq and is a predicted model, not a curated record. Bases 163 to 606 code for a protein of 147 amino acids. Lineage: Eukaryota; Metazoa; Chordata; Mammalia; Chiroptera; Phyllostomidae. Gene Ontology annotation, molecular function: ubiquitin conjugating enzyme activity. The transcript is spliced from 7 exons.